Messenger RNA from Drosophila kikkawai, 1756 nucleotides. It is a transcript of the gene EndoG, whose product is annotated as Endonuclease G. Gene Ontology annotation, cellular component: nucleus; mitochondrial inner membrane. Lineage: Eukaryota; Metazoa; Arthropoda; Insecta; Diptera; Drosophilidae. Gene Ontology annotation, molecular function: nucleic acid binding; single-stranded DNA endonuclease activity; metal ion binding. The record is from RefSeq and is a predicted model, not a curated record. Gene Ontology annotation, biological process: apoptotic DNA fragmentation.
AGUCUCUCUAGUCAUAUCUUAUUUUUGUUUAUUUAUUUGUUUUAAUAGGAAAGGUUCUUAUUUUAAAUUCAAAAAUGCUUUAUUUUAUGUUUUAUCAUGUCAAAAAUUUAAACUUUCUGAUCUUGAUGUUGUUCUUGUAACCUUGUGAUUCGUUUUACUUACUUUUAGUUUUUAUUUUCAUUAAUUAAUUUCUUCAACAAAGAAUUCAAUUUUUUAAUUUUAUUUUUAACCCUGAGCAACUGGUGUCCUUAGCUCUUGGCUUCGGCUUCGGUCACGAUACACUCUUUGGGUAAAUUUUGUUAAAUUUAAUGAGCGGGCUUCAAUAGUAUAUACUUUUAUUUAUUUUUUGAUUAAUUAAUUUCUUCAAUAAUUUAUAUUUAUAUAUUGUUUUUUUAACUCGAAAAGAUGAGGUUCUUGGACUUGGAAUUCUUAGUCUUCAACUUUUUAAUUUCUUCAAUAAACAAAUCUUUUUUUUUAACCCAAACAACUGAUGUCUCAGGCCUUAAGUGUUCACUUUUUAUUUUUAUUUUAAUUUUGAUAAAUUAAUUUAUUCAAUAAGCAAAUCGAUAACUAAAUAUUGUUUAAUUGUCUGCGACUCUGGCCACACUGUACCUGAAUUGUGCAAUAGCUGUCGUUAUUUUUUGCCUUGGCCAAAUUUUUUUUAAAUUUAUUAAUUAGAUUUAAAAUUUAAAUUAAAAUAAAAAUGAGCGGGCGUCAAGUGGGCAGGUGGUUAGCCCUAAGUGCCACUGCCAUGGGCGCCUUUUACCUGGGCGCCCAGGUGGAGCGGCAGAAGCAUAACAACGACGACUGCAGCACAAGUCAUUCUCGCCUGCCGGGAUUGCCCACAUUUGGAACCGUUUCGGCGGCCAGCUUGAUUCCUGCCCAGGAGGGAAAUGUGAGCUUGGCGGCGACUCCAUCCCGGAUUGGUCAGAUCAUGAAAUACGGCUUCCCUGGACUGGACCACGUGCGCUCCCACUCCGACUACGUGUUGUCCUAUGAUCGUCGCAACCGAGUGCCUCACUGGGUGUUCGAGCACCUCACCGCCGAAUCCGUGGCCAAAAACGAUGCCGUGGACCGCGCCAAGUGCGAUUUCAAGCAGGACGAGAGCAUACACCCCUUCUUCCGGUCGCAGAACACGGAUUACCGGCGAUCCGGCUACGAUCGCGGACACAUGGCUGCCGCGGGUAACCACCGGCUGCACCAGAAGCACUGCGAGGAGACCUUCUACCUGUCCAACAUGGCGCCCCAGGUGGGUCAGGGAUUCAACCGCGACGCAUGGAACACUCUCGAGAUGCACGUCCGCAAACUGACAAAGAUCUAUGCCAACGUGUACGUCUGCACGGGUCCACUGUACCUGCCACGCAAGGAGGACGACGGCAAGAUGUACGUCAAGUACGAGGUCAUCGGCUCCAACACGGUGGCCGUGCCCACUCAUUUCUACAAGGUGGUGGUGGGCGAGUCCUCCGACCACAAGCUCCACAUGGAAGCCUAUGUGAUGCCCAACCAAGUGAUCAGCAACGAUACCCCCAUCAGCGUGUUCCAGGUGCCCCCGGAGACGGUGGAACGCUCCGCGGGGCUGCUCUUCUUCGACCAGAUCAACCGCAAGCAACUGGCCACCAUCAAUGGCAAGAAGGUCUAGCCGGAGAGUCUUAGUUUGGUUUUAGUGUAUUUGACCAGGGAUAGCCCCUCGAUUAAUGUAAUUUUUCUUCUUUUCCAAAGAACUUGUGGAUUAAUAAAAGUAAACAAGUAAUACAGA